GAAUAAGACCAUGGAAUAAGACCAUGGAAUAAGACCAUGGAAUGAGACCAUGGAAUAAAAGCAUGGAAUAAAAGCAUGGAAUAAGACCAUGGAAUAAGACCAUGGAAUAAAAGUAUGGACUAAGAACAUGGAAUAAAAGCAUGGAAUAAGCCCAUGGAAUAAGCCCAUGGAAUAAGACCAUGGAAUAAGACCAUGGAAUAAGACCAGUACAAAGUUAGACCAUGACUGCAUCGUCACGGAGCAAACUAAAUCACACGUUCUUUCACACAUUACUGUGAAGGCUUGUGUUCAUAAUGGUCAGAGUUUACAGCCUUAUGUGAGAAGAUGUUUUCACACCUCAUCCACCCAACAGCACUCUUGAACAUGGUUAACUCUGAUAACUCUGAUGUUUAGAGACCGUUAAAACCUUUAGGGUUCUUUUAAACCUUUUAGGGCUAUUCCGCACAUAGACCAGAUCCAUAGAAAGAUGGGGAUUUUCUGAAAACAGAGGAUUUUCUUUGCCUUUUUGCCUUUAACAGUGUUUUAGGUCAUUGUAAACGUCCCCUUAGUUAAACUCCUCCCACAUUUGUGGAAACUCUGUUUACAGCGUUCUUAAAAAUGGCGUUCUUAAACAAACAGAAGCAGAGCUGAGGCCGGACCUACACCUCCUAACAAAAUAACGUCAUUAGAACACAGGUUUUCCUCAUGUUGACAUAAGUUGACAACUUUUCCAUAAGUUGACAACUGUGGCCUAAUAUUUGGCAAAAAUGGAGGGAAAAGGCCCCAGUAUCCAGAGCGUCACCAAUAUUCCAUCCUUGCCUUUGAAGAUGAUGUCAGAGGAGUCAGGAUGGGCUGCGUCGGCUCUAAGAAGGACCAGCAGCCCCUGGGUAAAACCUCGGGGAGUGAUGACAGUCAGAGCCGCUCUCAGACAGCUCACUACGUCAAGGACCCAACCACAGGAAGUAAAGCUAGUAAAACGCUGUCCACUGCCAACAGUUCUGAAGGAGACACCAUCGCCAUGGCGUUGUAUGACUACGACGCCAUCCAUGAAGGAGACCUGGGCUUUAAGAAGGGAGAUAAACUGAAGAUCUUGGAGGAGUCAGGGGAGUGGUGGAGAGCGAUGUUGAUCAGCACUGGUCAGGAGGGUUAUAUUCCCAGUAACUAUGUGGCCAAGGACACUCUGGAGGCUGAGGAGUGGUUCUUUAAAGGCGUCAGCAGGAAGGAUGCUGAGCGUCAGCUGCUGGCUCCUGGGAACAAGAUGGGCUCUUUCAUGAUCCGGGACAGCGAGACCACCAAGGGAAGUUACUCCCUGUCUGUGCGGGACAGUGACGGCCAGUCUGCAGACACGGUCAAACAUUAUAAGAUCAGAACUCUGGAUAAUGGAGGAUUCUACAUUUCUCCUCGGAUCACCUUCAGCACGCUGCAGGAGCUGGUCUGCCAUUAUAAGAAGCAGGGAGACGGUCUCUGUCAGACCCUGACCAGUCCCUGUCUGAGCCCCAAACCAGAGAAACCCUGGGAGAAGGACGCCUGGGAGAUCCCAAGAUCAUCCCUGAAGCUGGACAAGAGGCUGGGAGCGGGACAGUUUGGAGAAGUCUGGAUGGCCACCUAUAACAAACACACCAAGGUGGCGGUUAAGACCAUGAAGCCGGGCAGCAUGUCGGUAGAGGCAUUCAUGGCUGAGGCUAACCUGAUGAAGACUUUGCAGCACGAUAAGCUGGUCCGUUUGAACGCCGUGGUCACCAAGGAGGAGCCCAUCUAUAUCAUCACGGAGUUCAUGGAGAAAGGUAGCUUAUUGGACUUCUUAAAGAGUGAUGAAGGAAACAAAGUCCAGCUGCCAAAGCUCAUCGAUUUCUCUGCACAGAUUGCUGAGGGGAUGGCGUACAUCGAGCAGAGAAACUACAUCCACAGAGACCUGAGAGCUGCAAACAUCCUGGUCAACAAGGCUCUGGUCUGUAAGAUCGCAGACUUCGGACUGGCAAGGAUCAUCGAGGACAACGAGUACACGGCCAGAGAAGGAGCCAAGUUUCCCAUCAAAUGGACGGCUCCAGAAGCCAUAAACUACGGCUCCUUCACCAUCAAAUCUGACGUCUGGUCUUUUGGUAUCCUGCUAACUGAAAUCAUCAGCUAUGGACGCACACCGUACCCGGGGAUGACGAACCCUGAAGUGAUCCGUUCCCUGGAGAAAGGUUACAGGAUGCAGCGUCUGGACAGCUGUCCCACUGAACUCUAUGAAAUCAUGCUGGAGUGCUGGAAGAACAAACCGGAGGACCGACCCACCUUUGACUACCUGCAGAGUGUGCUGGAGGAUUUCUACACAGCCACAGAGAGCCAGUACCAGCAGCAACCAUGAGAACCAGUAAAAGCAACCAGGGGAACCAUUACCAGCAACCAGGGGAACCAGUACCAGCAACUCGCAGAACCAGUGACAGCAACCAUGAGAACCAGUGUCAGUAAACAGGGGAAUCAGUUCCAGGGGAACCAUUACCAGCAACCACCAGAACCAGUACCAGCAACCAUCAAAACCAGUACCAGUAACCAGGGGAAUGAGUACCAGCAACCAUCAGAACCAGUACCAGUAACCAGGGGAACCAUUACCAGCAACCAUCAGAACCAGUACCUGCAACCAUCAAAACCAGUACCAGUAACCAGGGGAAUGAGUACUAGCAACCAUCAGAACCAGUACCAACAACCAUCAAAACCAGUACCAGCAACCAUCAGAACCAGUACCAGCAACCAUCAGAACCAGUACCAGUAAAGAGGGGAAUCAGUUCCAGCAACCAUCAGAACCAGUACCAGCAACCAUCAAAACCAGUACCAGCAACCAUCAGAACCAGUACCAGCAACCAUCAGAACCAGUACCAGCUGCAACCAUGUUCACCUUAACUCACCAGCAGUUUGAUCGAGAUCCCUCCAGCUCAGACUGGUUCUCAGAGCUGUACUGGUGAGAAUAGAACCGUACCAUCAGAGACUGGUUUCAGCAGCAGCAGUAAGAGUAGAUCCAGGGUUCAGGUUUUUCUGCGUGUGUGAGACCACUGAAGCAGAGAAACCAGGGUCUGGACCAGUGGAGGGAGCUGAGGAGGAGAGAAGAACGUUCUGGUUCCUCACUGUCUGAGGAGAAACCUCACUUCAUUUCCUGUUUUUCGUCUGAUGCUGGUCAGUGUGGGGUUUUUCCUCAGACACUGAAAAGUAAAGGUUGAACAAUUCUCAGAAACACAUCAGUGGACUACAACAGUUCAGACUUUCAGCAUCAGUUCUAACUUUAACCCUUUCAUUCCCAGUGAAACAGAGUUACAGGUGUAGUGGUGAAAUCUGCUCCUGUGUAAUGUGGUGACCCCUCUAGUUGGAGAAGACGAUAUGGGACAGAGAUUUAAAAUGUUAAAAUAAAUAAAAUAAAGGACCGUGAUGACACAGCCACACAGAGCUGCUGCUAACUCUGUAAACCCCCACAAACGUUUGUUUUCAGCAGAAAUGUCCCAAAGAUUUCAGAAUCCAUGGAGAUCAGGCAACCAAGUAUCAUCAGAGAAAAGUCAUUUAGAUUUAAGACUAAGAUUAAUUCAAUAAGAAAGGGCAGUUUAUUCAAAGAAGUAAAUCUUUCAUUCAUUUUGGAUUUUUUGUUUGUUCGUUUUUGGUCGUUUCAGUGACUAAAAGCUCUAAAAAGAGACCAAAUCCAUAAAUCUGUACGCCAUUAGUUAUAUGGUGGGCUUGUUUCUGCUGUUUUUCAUGUGAAAUGUAAAAUCCAAAGGUAAACUCCUGCACAUGGCUGGUCCUGGUUUUCUCUGUAUGUAUGACUCUGUGCCUUCUGCUCUCUUACCUUCAUGCCUGCUGUAGCUGCACAGCCAUUAUUACAGCCGUUAAUGUGAAUCUAGCUUCCUUCAGGUGUCUGUGUGGAAAUAAAUAAUUUAUUAUGAGAUCAUUCUGUCAGGGUUCAUGUAUGCCAGACUCUUUCUAGUAAAAAUCACUUCUUAUUUCA
Messenger RNA from Cheilinus undulatus (humphead wrasse), 3949 nucleotides. It is a transcript of the gene hck, whose product is annotated as HCK proto-oncogene, Src family tyrosine kinase. The transcript is spliced from 13 exons. Gene Ontology annotation, cellular component: extrinsic component of cytoplasmic side of plasma membrane. The record is from RefSeq and is a predicted model, not a curated record. The coding region runs from base 827 to 2329 and encodes 500 amino acids. NCBI's taxonomy places the organism in Eukaryota, Metazoa, Chordata, Actinopteri, Labriformes, Labridae. Gene Ontology annotation, biological process: cell surface receptor protein tyrosine kinase signaling pathway; protein phosphorylation; innate immune response. Gene Ontology annotation, molecular function: non-membrane spanning protein tyrosine kinase activity; signaling receptor binding; ATP binding.